AUGUUUUAUGACGACAUAAGUCUCUUCGGAGAAACACCAUUUGAUGAUACCAAACUUAUGCUUUGUGAAGUACCAGAGAUAGAUAAGGAAGACUUUGGGAUGCUUAAUGACUUCCCAUCAGUUUGAGAGCUAAAACCUCAUGAAGUUAUUGAGAAAAGAUGCAACAGAGAAGAUACUAUUGACAAGUUCUUAAAAUCAUCUUUCUUACAAGAUAAGAUCUUUGAAGAAGAUGACCUCAGUAAAAAUCAGUUCUCUCUCAGCACAGAGGAAGUUUUAGAAAAUCCUGAAAAGAAGAAUGUGUUGAAGACCUCUCCUACCAAAAAAUCUAAGAAGCCUCAAGCUUCCAGAAGAGAAGGCUUGAGAAAAAGAAUUGUCAAGAAGAAGCCCAAAAAGCCAAAGAUUGCUCAGAAAGUGAAAUCUUUCGAGAACAGAACAAGGUUUUGCAAAAAGCAUGACAGAGAGAUGUUCCUGGUACUCAACAGACUUUGCAAAGAAUCUGGGAUAUCUCCAUCAGAGUUUGAAGGAACUGAAUUCCCGCUUUCUGAGAACCUGAUGGAAAUUCUUGAGCAACUGAUAACAGAAAUAAAUUGGAGAAGAAGUAGAAAAAUUCCGUUAUUAAGCAGGAUAAGAAAGCUUAUGAUGGAUAAGGCCUUCUCAAUUCGUGAUGUGAAGUUACUAACAGCCCUAGCCACCCAACACCAAUCAAAAUAUGGGUUCAUAGAUUACGAGGCUAUCAUGUAUUAUUUCCCUGGGAAAACUACCCAAGCUCUUAUGAAAGCCUACGAAGACUCUCUAAGCUAA
This is a messenger RNA of Moneuplotes crassus, 801 nucleotides long. The record is from the annotation of a GenBank genome assembly. NCBI's taxonomy places the organism in Eukaryota, Ciliophora, Spirotrichea, Euplotida, Euplotidae.